AUGGACUUCCUGCCCAGUUUAUUAGCAGAAUGUUGUCCAGAUUCUGAUAUCGCUAAACUAUUAAAAUGUGGAAGAACAAAGUCGACUCAAAUCGCUGAGCUGAUAGGAAAUCAUGCAAGUGAGAAAACAAUAGCUAAUUUGCGAGCUAGAAGAUUUUCGGUAAUAGUUGAUGAAACAACCGACGUAUCAGUGAAGAAGUGUUUGGUGCUUGUUGCAAGAGCUUGGGAAAGCAGAUGCGAUAUCAAUUUUUACUGUUAUAAAAACUUCUUUAAUUCUAAAAAUGUUCCGUUAAAAAAUCUGAUCGGACUAGCUACAGAUGGUGCGAGUGUAAUGGCAGGUAACAUCGGAGGACUGAAGGCAUUGUUGAAAACGGAGACUGAUGUUUUUCACAUAACAUGCACAUGCCACUCACUACAUUUGUGUUGCAGUUACGCUUGCAAAAAACUACCGAGCAGUAUUGAAGUUUUAUGUCGAAACAUUUAUUCUUUUUUUUCGCACAGCCCUAAGCGGAUCUACGAAUUUAGAGAAUUUCAAGAUUAUUGUUCAGUGAAACCACAUAAAAUUCUCGGUAUAUGUCAAACAAGAUGGCUUUCUUUAGAAGCUGUAAUUUGUAGACUUAUUGAACAAUGGGAAAGUCUGAGGUUAUAUUUUAUUUCAAAUUUUCUCGAAGUCAACGGAAUUCGAUCCGCAGAGCUAGCAAACGCAAUGAACUCAAAACUUAAAGCAUACCUUUUAUUUUUGUCCUAUAUACUCCCCAUCAUUAAUAAUUUGGAUAAGGAAUUUCAGUCCGAUAGUUGUCGAUUGCCAUACUUAUACUCUAAUAUUAAAUCUAAUUUCCUUCUGAUUUUAAGUAAUUUACUUGACCAAAAAAAGUUUAACGAUGUAUGUAUAAAUUAUAGAGACAAAAGUAAUCAUAUAAACGUAUUAAAAAUUUUUAUUGGAACAAGCUCUGAGGAAUUUGUUCAAAGUAACUUAAGCGUUACUGAAAUAAUUGAGAUAAAAACCAACAUUCUUGAGUUCUACAUUGAACUUUUGGACCAAAUCAAAGCGAGAUUUGAUUUUGGAAGGGAAGAUUUGCAGCUUCUAAAAAUUAUAACACCAGGUAAUGUUCUUUUGGAAGAAAAUGUAGAAAUAUUACCAUUAAUUUUAAAAUUUAAAAAUUUAGUGGACUGCGAUCCCGAUAAAGUGAUAACUCAAUGGAAGUUACUUAGGUCGAGUGAUAAUAAUUUUAAAAAAGAUAUGGAUAUCACUUCAUUUUGGAGUACUGUUAGUAACAUUAAAAAUGGUUUGAAUGCGUGUUGUUUUAUUGAUUUAACAAAUUUUGUGUUUAAUUUAAUGACACUUCCAUACAGUUCUGCGGGUGCUGAACGAAAAUUUUCUGAAUUUGCGCUUGUAAAAACCAAACUCAGAAAUAAACUAAACAUCAGGACAAUAUAUAGUAUUAUGCACUGUAAAGAACUAGUACAAAAGGCUGAUGCACAUUACGUGUGGUCAGCAAAAAGAGAUCUCAAAGAUGUAUGAUUUUUCUACAAACAUUUUGUAUACAAUUAGGGGAUAUAAAUACUUUUUUUGAUACAAUAUAGGAUAU
This is a messenger RNA of Rhagoletis pomonella (apple maggot), 1588 nucleotides long. RefSeq lists its product as uncharacterized. The record is from RefSeq and is a predicted model, not a curated record. The coding region runs from base 1 to 1521 and encodes 506 amino acids. The transcript has 2 exons. Gene Ontology annotation, molecular function: protein dimerization activity. Lineage: Eukaryota; Metazoa; Arthropoda; Insecta; Diptera; Tephritidae.